This is a messenger RNA of Dreissena polymorpha, 2158 nucleotides long. RefSeq lists its product as uncharacterized. The coding region runs from base 277 to 1815 and encodes 512 amino acids. The record is from RefSeq and is a predicted model, not a curated record. NCBI's taxonomy places the organism in Eukaryota, Metazoa, Mollusca, Bivalvia, Myida, Dreissenidae. The transcript is spliced from 2 exons.
AAAUACUUCAUAUUUGAUCUAUGGGCCUUAUGGUGAAUGAAUUUUUUUUAAUGAGAAUCUGGACAUAUUUACAUUGACGAUCAUGAAUACAAAAAUACAAACGUUUAUUAUUUUCAUAUGAAACGCUUGAUUGAGUGAAGAUGAAGAUGGAUAAUUCAUCACGUGACAAGAUAGCCUGUCUCCUAUGUGUCCUGCAUCUGUUCACAACGGUGAGGUAUUGUCGUGGACAGAGUGAGAUCGUUUCGGCAGCGGGCGGUGCCAUAGGCAGACCUGCAGAUGUACCAGCAAGCAAACUAUUACAUACGCCAGCCCCUAUUCCCAUUUCUCAUCCGGCAUCUUCCCAAUCGACAACAGCUUCAGCAUCCGGUGACACCAAGAAAGUUGAUACAUGUGAUUCUAAUAAUAUGUGUCAGACUAUGUCUGGUUUAUGCCACCGAGGGUACCUGUAUUUCAAAGCCAUGCUCUUCCGAUAUCCAUUGUCUGUGCGAACCGAAUUACACUGGUACAUUUUGUGACAAGAAAGUGGAGGUAGCCAGAGGUGGAGUCACAUUGAUAAAUGGCAAACCGAUCACGACAGCGUCCCCGACGCUGGAUAUACCAUCAUCAAACGGGAAACAACACGUUAACGGUGUUAUGGAUACUGCGUCAGUGUAUUCGGAGACGAAGAAUGCCAACCCGAGAACUGAAAACCCAUCGCCAAACAUUGCUAAGGACCUAAAUGUCGCUCAAACGAAGAAAGAAUCAGAUACAUUCGUCGGACAAAUUGCAGAAGCAGCUCUAAAAAAUAGUGAAAAUACCAGUAGUGGUUUCAGUGACAAAUCAAAUGCGGGAAGCAAUGUAGUAACCAGUGAAAUUAAAGAAACUGCAACGUUUGAAUCAUCGCGUUCUAAAGACGAAUCUCAAUUUGUGACAAGAAAGUUGAAGGAACCUACAGAAAUAGUGCCUCUACCAGACGUUGUUCCAACCACAAUAAGUCCGAGUGAAAUAGACUCGACAACUUCUGAAGCUGGCAGUUACAGAAAAGGUCCGGAGUCGACGAAACACUCUGACAACAGUCCUGUACAGUCAAUUAUGAUUGAUCAAAAAUUGAAAUCUCACGAAUUGUUCGUGAUAACACAAAAAAGCGACGUUGUAACUUUAUCUACUGUUGAAGUUGAUUCAAACUUAAAUAAAGUCGAAACAGCGAAAGAAGUAAGAGAAAGUAUUAUAAAAUCAAAUGGAAAAGAGGCAACACCCGAAUCAGUUAUCAAUAGCCAUUCUAAGAAUGCCAAAACCAGUGAUGUAGGAAGCAUCGCAAAAUCGAAUACGCACGCUGAAGGCAGAGUUGGUGGUGUGAAUACAGCAACUAGAAACGAGGUAAUAGACGUAGUGCAUAACGUUGUUCAUGUGGGAAACAAUGAUGUGAAUUUCACAAUUGAACAUAUAAAGACCGUCAAUGUAAUACAAAACACAGCAGAUCCGUUAGAAGAACUGACUGUAGAUCCACAGGUGACGCUGAAUGAGGUGCAAAGUCAAAAAAAUGUAGUGCAUUCGCUCGAUGCUAUUAAAAUAAAUGAAAGUAAUAUUACAUCUAUUUCUGAAACAGUUACAUCUUCUCACCAGAUAACGGAAAUAGAUGCACAGACGCUUCUUAAGCUAUUGAAUAUAACCGGGUCGACAAAAUUUGCGGACAGUGUUACAGCAGUGAAGAUUGAAAUUAUUACUAAAGGCAAUAAUGGCAAAAAUGGAAAUACAGCUUCGACCGAUAGCAGUAAAACUGCAAGUAAAAUUGGUGGAACGACUUUGAUCGUGGCAACAACGAAGGCACCCCCGUGAUGUAAAAUGUGUCACCACGCCGUGUUUUACAAACUUAUUAUUACGUCAUACACUAAAUCACAUCGACACCACACAGUUUUUAGUAUUGAACAAUUGCAAAAUUGCUUGUACCGUUCGUACGUGUGUCUGUCACUAAACGAAAGUCGCGCGUAAUUAUUGACACAUGACACGUUUUUCUUUUCCACAUUUAUCUCAAUGAAUUGUAAAGUACACAUUUCAAGAAAUGUCUUUAAAUUGUUUUUUGACUUUACAGCGGCACAGUCUUGCUGCCUCAAUUUAUCAUAGCUUUAAAUGUUGCUGGCUUCUUGUCUGUCAAUAAAUAAAUAAAUGUGUCCACUUGACA